CCGUGGGAGAGAGAGAGAGAGGCCGUGUAACCCUGGAUGAGCCCAUGUCUUUUUCGUGUGCCCGCCAGUCUGGUGGAUCUAGAUAACUGGGACCCGGAUGGGUCGUAGGUACCUACGUGUGGACGACAAGUACCUGAGUAAUGCCCACCGGUGAACAUGCGGCUGCAGCUUUGACAAGUCAGCAAUCGCAUCUCGAGCUCACUUGGCGCAACCUUUCCGACCUGCAGGCCGAGCGCACCGACGGAUUUGCCAGCGGGGGUGAUGCAUCAAUGAUUGAAAUAUGUGGCAUAUCGCCUUCUCUGGUUGUGAAUGAGUACAAACGGACUUGGUGUUGCCUCUUGCGAAGUAGUGGUUCAGUCGCAAACUUGGCAUACAGAUCUAGGCCUGCUGGGCAUAGCGUCCAAUCAUUGAGUCCACUACCAACCACCCCAGACCCUGUAACGCGCGCAUUAGUCAAGGCCUUGCAUCGUCGAUGCUGCAUUGUCGCGUCAACUCCCGCGAAAGAACGAGUUGCCUGCGGGGCAUGUAUGGCACAAACCGAGAGGGGGAGCCUCGAUGCCGUGGACGAAUACGCACGUAUUCUGCUUGUACACUCAAGCCUUUGGUGUUUCCGUUGGCGCGGAGCUGGGCGCUGGGUCCGGAGGCAUGUCGGCGAACACCCACACACACACACACAAAGGCGGGAUGAUGGAGCGCGGGUUUCGGGUCGCUGCGGGUGGACAUACGGACUUGAUGACUUGAUGACUUGGUGAGAACGUAGCCAUGGCGGUCCCUCCCAGGGUCGCACGGGUUGAUGACUUGAUGCAUAAGAGGCAUUCAAUAGAAGCUGUUCCAAAGGGUAUAUCUGCGCAUCGUUCUGUGUCUGAAAAUGCACAGCUGAGGGGAACGUUGUGGGAGGAUUUGAGAAGCGUUCGGCGAUUAGAGAAAUGUUGGCGAGAAUUCGCGCUGUUCCCGUCUUGAUUGAGCAGGGUUUUGUUUGUCUGGGCAUCGUCCGACCACAUCGUCCAGACAUAAAUCUGUCCCCAUCAGGGCACCCGCCUUCAUGUAUGUUACCAAGUCAUCGCAGACGAUCCCUUGAAAAGUUGUAGAGAGCUG
This is a messenger RNA of Colletotrichum navitas, 1095 nucleotides long. RefSeq lists its product as uncharacterized. NCBI's taxonomy places the organism in Eukaryota, Fungi, Ascomycota, Sordariomycetes, Glomerellales, Glomerellaceae. The coding region runs from base 141 to 752 and encodes 203 amino acids. The record is from RefSeq and is a predicted model, not a curated record. The transcript has 2 exons.